AUGUCCGACUUAGAUACACAUUCCAUGCGGCUCGUCCCAUCCUUCGCCCCGUCCGUCUCGCAAUUUCGCGAAGUUGUGUCGGCGUUCCGAACGGGUUUCGAAGGAACACUCCCUCCCCUUCUUGACGAUAUUAUUGAGGAUAUCAUUGAGUACGCUGGCUAUUAUGUUAAAGACACAUCUUUUAGUAGUGACAGGAUGAGUGGCGGGGACUGGGAAGAGACGUAUGUGAUCGCUCAGCCUGUGGAUUUCGACAAGGGUCGGAUUAAGGAGAUUAAAGUUGACGCUGAAGCUCAUGACCAAGGAUGGAGCAGUUAUCCCCAAGACCAAAACACUUACAACAACUCAUGGACAUUCGCUGAGCUCGCGAGAAUGAUGCCUGACGGAUCUCUCUCCGCUUCCAGAGAGGAAAUCUACCGCAACCUUCACGCCGUUAGACGUUGGCAACAGCAUUCUAAAACGUGGAGCGCUGAAUCUUCGUUUGUGCAGUCGCUUCAAGCAGGAGAUAGGGUGGCAGUCGUGUUGCUCGCAAUGGUUGAACCGCAGCAGUCUGAUCAAGGGAGAGCGACGCGGCUCGAUUCGGGAUUAAGAUGGCUCAACGCGGUUCCCGACGCCGAGGCGAGCGAGGCGUUGAUUCGCUGCUGCGGCUCCAAGAGGUUCGCCUCUGGCCUCGCAGCGCGCCGGCCUUUCAGAAGCUUUGAGAAUUUGCAAAGUGCUGCUAGCGACGUGUGGUGGAACCAGGUGGACGUCUCUGGUUGGCUGGAGGCCUUCAGUGCUCAUCCCAGGAUUGGUGACGUGGCAUCGCUCAAGAGAAAGUUCUCCACACAGCAAUGGUCCCAAGGGGAGCAAGCAGCAGCGCUCCAAUCAUCUGACGACUCAUUCUUCCAGGAGAUGGCAGAGUGCAAUGGCCGCUACGAGCAGCGCUUUCGCCACAUCUUCAUCAUUUGUGCCCAGGGCAAGCCCGCGCCGGAAAUUCUUGCUGCGCUUAAGGAGCGCUUGGGCAAUCAGCCCAUCUACGAGGUGCAGCUGGCAGCGAAAGAGCAAGAGAAGAUCACACAGCUGAGGCUGGAGAAGCUGCUGCUGGAUGCCCCUGCGGAUGGUGUUGGCGCCACAGUCUCCCCCCCUGCAACCUACCGUCUGGCUAGAGUCGCAGCACACAUCUCCCCAGGAGUACCCGCCACAAUACCACCCGUUACAGCCUCACCCGCUACAGCCCCACCCACUGCAAGCGCCAAGCAUCCGUCCAUCUCCACUCACGUGUUGGAUGUGGCUCUGGGCAGACCCGCUGCCGGCAUCAACGUGGUGCUAGAGCGACAGAUAGAAGCUGGAGGGGAGAGCAGAGAGGGGGAGAGUGAAGCUGGUGGGAGCAGUGAGAGUGGUGGUGUGCGGUUGGGAUGGGAGCGAGUGGGAGAAGGGGUGACGAAUGCUGAUGGCAGGGCUGCUGGGCUGCUUGCCAGGGGUCAAAACGAGGGAGGAGGGGGCGUAGGGGCUGGAAUAUACCGGCUGAGCUUUGCAACAGGGGAGUAUCUUGGUCGGAUGCAUGGACCCCGAGAGGCUGGGGAUGCACCAAUUGGCAGUGGCAGGGGUGGUGGUGGUGGCAGUGGCAGUGGCAUUGGUGGAGGUUUUUUCCCUCAGGUGUCGAUAGUGUUUCGAGUGCUGCCAGAGCAACAGAGGGAGCACUUCCACGUGCCGCUGCUGCUCUCACCUUUCUCCUACUCCACCUACCGAGGCAGCUAA
Molecule: messenger RNA, 1734 nt
Organism: Closterium sp. Yama58-4
Lineage: Eukaryota; Viridiplantae; Streptophyta; Zygnematophyceae; Desmidiales; Closteriaceae
Source: the annotation of a GenBank genome assembly